AUGGAGAAUGCCAGCCAGCUCAAACCAACGCCUGUCACUUACGGAGAGCUGUUGAACAUCUCCACCAACUACACCCAUGAGAAUUUCACGUCCAAAGCGGAGGAGAAGGACGCUAAUUUGGCUUUCCAGGCGGGUGUAGCCGUGACCUUAGCGCUCAUAACUUUCGCCACCACGCUCUCCAACGCGUUCGUCAUCGCCACCAUUUACCAGUCCCGCAAACUCCACACCCCGGCCAACUUCCUGAUCGCCUCCCUGGCCGUCACGGAUCUGCUCGUGUCCAUCUUGGUGAUGCCCAUCAGUGCGCUCUACACCGUCAGUCAGACGUGGACGCUGGGGCAGGUGGUGUGUGACAUCUGGCUCUCCUCGGAUAUAACGUGCUGCACCGCGUCCAUCCUCCACCUGUGCGUAAUUGCGCUCGACCGCUACUGGGCCAUCACGGACGCGGUAGAAUACUCCAAAAAGCGCACGCCGGCGCGCGCAGCAGGGAUGGUGGCCACCGCCUGGGUGAUCGCUAUCUCCAUCUCCCUGCCGCCUUUCUUCUGGCGCCAGGUGAAGGCAGAGGAGGUGACGACCUGCAACGUGAACACGGACCACAUUUUCUACACCAUCUACUCCACCUUCGGCGCGUUCUACAUCCCUACGCUGCUGCUCAUCGCGCUUUACGGGAGGAUCUACGUGGAGGCACGGAAGCGCAUCCUGAAGCAGUCAAGCAACAAGCCCGGGAAGAGACUCACCUCCGCGCACCUGAUUACCAACUCCCCCGGCUCGGUGGCGUCCACCACCUCCCUGAACUACGGGACGAACGACACCUCCUCCUGUGACACUACCUCGUCCGCGAACGUGAGCCAAGUCAAAGUCACUGUGUCUGACGCGCUGCUGGAGAAGAAGCGCAUCUCUGCUGCGCGCGAAAGGAAGGCGACCAAAACUUUGGGAAUAAUCCUGGGAGCCUACAUCAUCUGCUGGCUGCCCUUCUUCAUCUACACUCUCUUAGUGCCUGUGUGCGAGUCCUGCUUCCACCCGGAGUUAUUUGACAUUUUCACCUGGCUCGGUUACCUCAACUCCCUAAUCAAUCCCAUUAUUUACACCAUGUCCAACGAGGACUUCAAACAGGCUUUCCACAAACUCAUACGCUUUAAAUGCUGCAGGGCAUGA
This is a messenger RNA of Xyrichtys novacula (pearly razorfish), 1152 nucleotides long. The record is from the annotation of a GenBank genome assembly. NCBI's taxonomy places the organism in Eukaryota, Metazoa, Chordata, Actinopteri, Labriformes, Labridae.